CGAGUAUCCUAGGUAUGCUCAUCGACGGUGAAAAGUGGGCCUGUGAAGCUUGCGUGCGUGGUCAUCGGGUGACGACGUGUAAACAUCAUGAUAGACCAUUGACGAAGAUCAACAGAAAAGGCCGCCCGUUUUCGACGUGCGCCGUCUGUAACCUCACGCCCUGUCCGACGCCAGAUGAUCAUGCUCGGCUCAGGCGUGCGGAAAAGCAACGAUCCGACUCUCUAUCCCACACGUCAACCACCCCUCCCGCCCGCGUAAGCUCCAGGUCCUCGCCCACCCAUCUCGUCCCCAUCGCCCCGCGACCCCCAACCACGCAAUCGCCAUCCCCCAACAACAGCCUUCCCCCGCACCUUCAUCUACAGCAACAUCUGUCACCCGCGAACCACCAACACUCGAUGAUGUCCGACGACCCGGCUAGCAGGAUGCUCCCCGCGUCGACCGGCGCAGACCUCAGCUACCUCAUGUCGUCGGCGGCUAGUGGGGCGCCGUUGUGCUCGCUGGCUGAUCUCCCGGGUAUGGUGGCGUUGGCGGACGGUGAAGCCGGGAUGAUGGGAUUCGAUGGGCUGGGGGAGGUUGAUGCGGAUGCGUUUGGGGAGUUGGUGCUGGAUGGGGAUGUUGAUGUUGGGGCACUGGGGGGAGAUUGGGGGUGGUUGGGGGAGGGGUCUGUUUAGAUUACUGUAUGGUAGUCUUGUUCAGAUUUGGGGGGAAUGGUGGGAGAAAAGGAUGACGAGAAAAGGGAGUUAUGAGUGAUGAUUGGUUUGGUGAUUAUGAUGAUGAUGAACAUGAUGGUGGGUUAUUUGAAUUGGUGUUGCAUGUUUUUGUUUGGUUUGGGUGGUGUAUAUACUUCUAUUUCUUUUUAUAUGUUGCGGUUGGUUUGUAUAU
Messenger RNA from Aspergillus campestris IBT 28561, 882 nucleotides. Its product is annotated as putative Cu-dependent DNA-binding protein. The record is from RefSeq and is a predicted model, not a curated record. The coding region runs from base 15 to 671 and encodes 218 amino acids. Gene Ontology annotation, molecular function: copper ion binding; DNA-binding transcription factor activity, RNA polymerase II-specific; RNA polymerase II cis-regulatory region sequence-specific DNA binding. Gene Ontology annotation, cellular component: nucleus. The transcript is spliced from 3 exons. NCBI's taxonomy places the organism in Eukaryota, Fungi, Ascomycota, Eurotiomycetes, Eurotiales, Aspergillaceae. Gene Ontology annotation, biological process: positive regulation of transcription by RNA polymerase II; intracellular iron ion homeostasis; intracellular copper ion homeostasis.